AUGGCCAAGUCAUCGAGCACAUCCUUAAAACGCGACACUUGGCACCUUCCCGUCAUUGAAAAUAGCACAUCCUUGACUGAUGGUCUUGGUGGUGUUUCUAUUGCGACUAUAGUGAAAGUUGCCUGGGCUGUGCUGAUUUGGCACUACACAGGAUCUGAGAACGUCAGCUUCUUGUCAAUAAGCACGGCAGAUGAUGAACAACAGUAUUAUCCGUGCACGGUGCUUGUCCACGGUGACUCGCAGAUUUCCGCCUUGACGAUGCAGGUUAUGCAGAAUGUGAAGGAAAACACAUCAACAGAAACAUCUACCGAUUCAACUCCAUUUUUGCCUAACGAAUCGCCACUCUUGAACACCUUCACGACACUCAAAACAGCCAACUGCUCGACACCUGUGACUGAAAGCCCCCCGGACCGCCCGGUCGAACUUUGCAUUACUAAAAUUUGCAAUACACUGGAAAUCUCCAUUUACUUCAGGCCGAACGCCUUGUCUAUGCAAUUCGCCGACAGACUUGUUGCGACAUUUUCUCAUGUCCUUACAACUCUGGCCGGCACCCCCAAGGAGGACACAGUUUCGUCGCUGGACCUUGUGAGCAAGAGGGACAAGACUGAACUUUGGGCAUGGAACAAGGCCCAGCUCCCUGAAACCGUUCAUGACUCUAUCCACAAUUUAUUUCAGCAACAGGCGGCAAGUCAGCCUCACGCCAUGGCUGUGGAUGCGUUCGACGGGUGCUUUACAUACCGGCAAUUGGACACUGCCGCCAAUCGUUUAGCGCACGAACUUGUCCGAGAGGGAGUCGGUCGGGACUCCAUGGUUCCGCUCUGUUUUGAAAAGUCGUGUUGGGCAAUUGUCGCCCUGAUGGGAGUGUUGAAGGCUGGUGGUGCUUUGGUCUUUAUAGAUCCUGCAAACCCCGAGAGCCGGCGCAAAGAGAUCAUGGGCCAAAUUAAUAGCAACCUUAUAGUUGCGUCUCCCACUCAGGCACACUCAUGGGACACUGCGGGCGUCAAGACCAUCUCGGUAGAUAAAGAUCUCGUCAAUUCGCUCCCUGACACAAGCGGGCCGCCAAAAACUAGCAUGACUCCAGAAGACCUUCUCUAUGUCAUCUUUACUUCUGGGAGUACAGGAAAGCCCAAGGGCUGUUUAAUUGAACACAAGGCCUUCCUCUCUGGAGCAGUACAACAUGCUGCCAAGUCAAAUUUGACUAGCACUAGCCGCGUGAUGCAGCUUGCGUCUUACAGCUUCGAUGUUAGCAUGUUGGAAAUCCUGACCUCAUUGAUAUCCGGUGCCACAGUUUGCACACCGGGUGAGGCCUCCUUGUCCAAAGGUCUAGCCUCGGUCAUUAAUAGCUACGGCAUCAAUUGGACAUUCCUUACACCCUCUAUGGUGAAGCUGCUUUCGCCUGACGAGGUUCCAGGCCUGAAGACACUGAGCUUGGGGGGAGAGCCACUACACAAGGGUGAUAUCGAGACAUGGGCACCAUGUCUUCAGCUCAUUAACGGUUAUGGCCCAACCGAGUGUUCCGUAGCCGCCGCUGGUGACGCCAAUGUUCAACCGGACGCCGAUCCAGCGAACAUCGGCCGAGCCGUCGGAGGUCUCUGCUGGAUUGUUCACGCGAAUGACCACAACAAACUCGUGUCCAUUGGUGCUGUUGGUGAACUGCUCAUCUCCGGCCCCAUCUUGGCCCGCGGCUACUUGAACGACCCGUCGAAGACGUCGAAGUCUUUCAUUGAAGAUCCCCCGUGGUCGACCGAAUGGCUGCGAACCAUCGGCGCCAAACCCGAGACCUCGAUGCGUUUAUACAAAACUGGUGAUCUUGCCAAGUUCAAUAGCGACGGAACUAUCCAUUUUUUGGGCCGUAAAGAUCACCAGGUAAAGCUAAAUGGAUUGCGUAUCGAGCUAGGCGAUAUUGAACACAACAUUGCGCAAAAUGCACACGUGAAUCAUGUUGCCGUCUUCCUGCCGAAAUCAGGGCCUUGUAGUGGGAAGCUGGUCGCCGUUCUGAGCCUCCGCGCUUUCGCUGCCGAAGCACAACCGGGGCAAAAGAUUGCAGUAGUGAGCACAACUGAUCAUGGAGCUUCAAGAGACCAGAUCGCAAAUGUUCGUCAGUUCCUGAAAGGAGAAGUGCCUGAAUACAUGUUUCCAUCAGUAUGGAUUGUCAUAGAAGCUUGGCCUCUGCUUAUAUCCGCGAAGCUAAAUCGCAAACUAGUCAUGAAUUGGCUGAUCUCGAUGGACGACUCAACUUAUAGGCGGCUGAUGAAUUUGGGGCUGGAAGACGAGAAUGAUUCAAUCUUGUCUGAGUCUGAGACUACUCUUCGCGCAAUUUACAGUCGCAUCUUGAAUCUGGCCCCAGAUCUGAUCCCUGUCGACAGGCCCUUCCUUACACUUGGGGGAGACAGUCUCGCCGCAAUGAGAGUUCUAGCCCAUUGCAGAAAGGCUGGAAUCCGUCUCAGAUUCGAAGACAUCGUCAAAAGUAGUGGUGACCUUGCCCUUCGAAUUGAACAGGAAAGGGCGAAUGAGGGAGAAGACUUUAGCUUGCCAAUCAAAGCGUCUCCUGUCCAGUCCAUGCUCCUUGGUCCCAUUCCACUAGGCGACGAUAACAUCGGGUUUAGAGAAGCCCCCUGUCAGGUUGUGGUAAUCAAAGUAGAGCGAGACAUUACCCAGGAUUACUUCAAGGCCGCUAUUGAAGCGAUCGUCUCCCAACAUGCCAUGUUGCGUGCUCGAUUCUCCAGCAGCCCUGGCCACUGGGUGCAGACAACCGAGCCCCAGACGGAGGGAUCAUUCCACUUCAACGUCUACACUGCGGACAGUGUUGCGGAUAUCACAUGUAUUGAAUUAUCCGCAAGACGACGCUUACGGCCCUCGGGUCCUGUUUUCUCUGCAGACCUUGUCAUCAUGAGAUCACAUCAACUUGCGAUUAUGGCUGCUCAUUCAGCAGUAGCAGAUACAACAUCGUGGAACAUCAUCCUCCAGGACCUUGAAUCCUAUCUUUUGACUGCGUCACUUGAAAGUAGGGCUAAAAGUCACUUUCGUCAGUGGGUCGGGAAGAGCUUUGGCCGCGACUCGGCGUCUGAUCAACUACCAAACAACGGAUCUUCGUCUGUGAACACACGUUCAUCGAACACAGACGUGUUUGAGGUGGUAGAGAAUACGUUUAUAAUCGACCGAAUUGCGACUGACAAACUCCUGAACUACGAAAUUCACAAAGCUCUUCGCACGGAGCCUGAGGACAUAAUUGUAGCUAGCAUGCUUCAGGCUUCCAGUGAAGGGAAUUUUGCUACAAUUUUGCCGGCUAUACACAUGUUUGACAGCAACCGUACAUCUGAGGAUAGUGAACUGAACUUUUCAGGCACCGUCGGCUGUUUCAAAGUAUUGAACACGGUAUCGAUUGAGGCUGCUGAAAUCGACAGUAUCCUCGAUAUACUUAGAAGGGUCAAGGAUGCUCGUCGAAUCUCAAUACGGAAUGAGACAAAAACUCCCGGAGCAAAUGAAAACGAUGAGCGAAGUGUGAGAAGCGGCGAAGCAUUGGAUAUUCACUUUGAGUAUCAGGAUCCAAUUCAUACUGGCACUAGUGUCGGCUCCAAGAUUAGGCUUGGAAAAAGCCGUCUCUUUGAUUGUCAAUUAAGGAGUCUGCACAGCAAACCCGAAGGGACCUUCCUUAUCGAUGUCUUUGCUAGGCCAGUGGAGACGGGACUACAGAUAAGAUGUGUUUAUAACCCAUCUCUCCAGAUCCGGGACAAAAUUCGGGGAUGGUUCGAGUCAGUAGAGCAUUCUAUCCAUAGUCUGAUGGAUGAAGUGGUCAGAUCUGGUACCCAGUACUCUUUGGCAGAUUUCCCUUUGCUUCCAUUAAACUACAAUAGUCUCGAAGCAUUGGUUACGGAUCGUCUCCCUGCAAUUGCGGCUGACAUGGACAUGAUAGAUGAGGUGUAUCCAUGCUCUCCAAUGCAAGAGGGCCUCUUGAUCAGCCAGAGUGUUUUAGACAGCGGUGUCUACCAGCACUUCAACAUUGUAGAGAUCACACCUCGCAAGCCCGAGGCAACGGUAGAUGCCGCGCGCUUGGCUAGUGCCUGGAGGCAGGUUGUUCAGCGGCAUUCGUCUCUUCGCACUGUCUUUAUAGAAAGCUCGGCUAGGAAUGGCUUAUUCGAUCAAGUUGUUCUCAAGAAAGUCGAUCCUGAUAUUGUCAUGGUUGACUACGCAGUGUUAGAAGCGGAUCGCGUAUUCAAGGAGCAGGGAGCUUUACUAUUCGCCAGCGGAAUGCUUCCUCAUCGACUUACCAUCUGUCAAGUAUCCGCCGACAGGCUCUUGAUUAAGUUGGAUAUUAACCACGCUAUCAUUGAUGGUAGCUCCAUUGCCAAUAUUGUUUACGAUCUUGUCUUGGCUUAUGAAGGUCAAUUACCUGUCGACCAGGCGUUCAGAUUCAGCAGCUACAUCCAACGCCUUCAGCAGCUUCCUGCGCAGCCGGCGCUUCAGUUCUGGAAAGCCUACUUGGUGAAUCUCCGGCCUUGCCUUAUUCCUCCACUGGCUCAGCUGGAGGCAAAAUGUGUUGAAAAAUUGGCCAAAGAGGCGCAAGUCCAAUUCAAUUUAGCCACAGACGUUCUGUACAAGUUCUGCCAAGAGGCAAAUGUGUCGCCUGCGAGCGUUUUCCAAGCUGCAUGGGCUUUGGUUCUACGAUUAUACACUGAGUCUGAUGACGUGUGUUUUGGUCUUAUUUGUUCUGGCAGAGAUGUGGCACUGCCAAAUAUUGAAGGUGGUGUCGGGGCUUUUCUAAACAUGCUGGUGCAUCGGCUGGUUUUGGCUCAAGAUAUGCAACUUUCUGACGAUGAAGGGCUUCAGGUACUGGAUGACAGCAGCAUUGACGUAAAGAACAUCUCGGUCAACGAUCCCACCGAGUAUCCUCUUACGCUGGAUAUUUGGUUCUCAAGCGGCCGUGCCAGAGCAACCCUACGACAUUGGGUAGACUUUAUGACCCCUUUGCAGGCAGAGAGUAUUGCUAGCACUUUUGAAAGGGCCGUCCAUUGUGUACUGGCUAAUUCUCAAAUGACCAUUGGGGAGCUCGAACUGGUUGGUGAACACCACCUCGCUAAGCUUGUCGAGUUUAACGGCCAUAGCCGACCAAGAUCUGAACGCCUCAUAUUCACCCGUUUCGAAGAGAAUGCUAGAGCCAAACCUGAAGCUCCAGCAAUCCACGGCUGGGACGGCUCAUGGACAUACACAGAGCUCGACAAUAUCACGAACCGUUUAGCACACCACUUGCGCAAUUGGGGUGUUGGCCCUGAGGUCAUCGUCCCGCAUUGCUUCCAGAAGUCAGGUUGGGCAGUCAUAACAAUAAUGUCCAUUCUCAAAGCCGGUGGUGCUUUCGUAGGUCUUGAUCCCAGCCACCCUGUUCGACGGUUAGAAUACCUUGUCAGUGAAGUAAAUGCGACCGUAGUUUGCACUACUGCUGACAAUGCACGUCUGUUCGUGGGAAUGAGAAAUUUGAAACACCUUGUUAUAGUCCAACCUAAGCUCAUUGAUAGUUUGCCGGAUGAAUAUGGCCAUCCUCAUACAGAAGUCAAGCCCAGCAACGCAGCUUGCGUGGUGUUUACUUCGGGCACAACUGGCAAUCCAAAGGCUAUCGUUAUUGAACAUUCUUCAAUGGCAAGCAAUUCAGACCUGAUGGGUCCUGUAUUAAAACUCGACAGUUCUUCUCGAGUCUUUCAGUUUGCUUCUUACACAUUCGACGUGUCGAACCAGGACAUCCUUACUACGCUGCAGCGCGGAGGAUGCGUAUGCAUACCAUCUGAAGACGACCGCCUCAACGACCCAGGAGCAGCUAUUGAGCGACUCGGCGCAAACUGGGCCAACCUGACCAGUACAGUUAUGAGUCUCAUUCAGCCGGCUACAGUUCCGUCCCUAAGGCGUAUCUUUCAGCUCGGAGAGCCGCUCUCCCGGGAGGCUAAGAACCUUUGGGCUGAGAAGCUGGAACUAUAUAAUACUUAUGGUCCGGCGGAAGCGGCUGUGUCGGUUACUUGCACCGCUCCGCUUUCAGUUGAGUCUAGCAGCUCAAAUGUCGGCACAGCUCCUGGUUGCUCGGCCUGGGUGGUUGACGUGACCGACGUCAAUAAAUUGGUCCCACUUGAUGCCAUUGGAGAGCUCCUACUCGAAGGUCCUCUCCUGGCGCGACUUUACCUGAAGAACCCGGCCAAGACAGCCGCAGCCUUUGUCGAGAAUCCCAGCUGGGCGCAGAGAAUGUACCCUUCGCAGAAUCGUAGAUUUUACCGAACUGGAGAUCUUUGCCGUUUCAACAGUGACGGGACUCUCACUAUUCUUGGUCGUAGAGACACUCAAGUCAAAAUCAACGGUCAGCGAGUAAAACUCGAUGAGAUUGCACAUCAGAUACAACAUCAACUUGGAACAAGAGCUCUCGUGUCAGUUGAUGCCAUCCGCAUUGAUAAGACUUCCCGGAGUAAGGCUCUGGUCGCCUUUAUUCAGUUCUUAGACCACCGAUAUGAGGAGGCGGAUUCUGAUGAUAUUUUGAUCUCAGUCGAUGAACAGCGGGCUGCUGAGUUCGUAAUCUUGCAUCACAAGCUUCGAAAACACCUCCCCAAAUACAUGGUGCCUUCGCUUCUCAUACCGAUUCGACAUACUCCUCGCACGGCAAAUGGAAAACUUGAUAGAUCCAAGCUCGACGAGAUUGCUUCCAGUUUAUCAGAUGACAAACUAUCCAGCUACAAGCUGAGGAUUGGCGAGGGUCAAGACCUCAAGACUGAUGAAGAAAAACUUCUACAAACACUCUGGAGUGAUGUUUUUUCCGUCUCUGCAGACAAGAUCAGUGCAAACGACGAUUUCUUCCGUCUCGGUGGAGACUCCGUAACGGCCAUGAAUCUAGUGUCAGCAGCCCGUGCCAAAGGAGUGUCGAUUACUGUCAGAGACAUAUUCACAUCACCAUUACUUUCAGAGAUGGCCCUAAAACUAAGAAAAUGUGAAGAAAAUCAAAGAAAUGAGCCAUUUGACCUUCUCCAAACAUCAUCUGAAACGCUCAAGGGCAUCAAAGAUGAGGUCGCGUCACAGUGUGGUGUUCCAAGUGAGCAGGUUGUUGACUUAUAUCCAUGCUCUCCGUUACAGGAGGGGUUCAUGGCUUUAUCCGCUCGCCAGAAUGGUGUCUAUAAAGCGCAGAGAGCAUUUCGUAUUACGGACAAGGACUUUGAUUGGUCAAGAUUCAAGCAAGCUUGGGCUAUCGUGGUAAAAUCAGAACCUAUUCUGAGGACACGCAUCGUUCAUGUGAAUACAAUCGAUCGACCACUUCAAGCCGUGCUUGAGGAGGAUGGCGAUGUCGAGUGGCUCGAAAAGGAUAAUUUGGGGGCAUACCUCAAAGAGGAUAGGGAGCACAUCGUCUCUUAUGGCAGCGUACUUUGGAAGAAUGCGAUUAUUCAGGAUGGUACAUCAUGCUAUUUCGUUUGGACAGCUCACCAUGCCAUAUACGACGCUUGGAGUACUGGUAUUUUAUUUGACCAGAUCAGCCACGCCUAUCGGACUGGCACAGUAUCGACUAAGGCUACUGACUUCAAGAGGAUGAUCCGACACCUUUCUUCCCUGAAAGAUAAAGAUGAAAAAGCCUUCUGGCUAUCACAUUUCCCGGAAGACACGGGUGUACCUACCUGUUUCCCAAUAACGCCAUCAGCAGCUCAACAAAAUUAUUGGCCCGAUCAAUCAUUCCGCCUGACAAGCGGAGUGGUUCGAUUCCCUGGUCCCCAGACCAUUUCUGUGGCUACUAUACUACGGGCAGUUUGGGCGCUGACCAUUUCACACUACACAGACAGUAACGAUGUCGUUUUCGCUGAGACACUAUCAGGUCGAAACGCUCCUAUAUCAGGUGUCUCUGACAUGAAUGGCCCUGCUAUAACGACCGUUCCAGUCAGGAUUCGAAUAAAUCGGGCGAAUGGAACAAGCAUCAAACAAUACCUGGAGGCAGUCCAAGCUCAAUCAAUUGCCAUGAUUCCAUUCGAGCACACUGGCCUGCAGAAUAUCAAAAGGUUUGGAGCAAACGCCAAGUCUGUCAUCGACAGUCUGACGAAUCUAUUUUUAAUCCAGCCAUCAUCUUUAUCAUCUUCAUCUGGGACAGGCAUCGAUGGCUUGGAGACGGUAAUUAAUAAAUUUGAGGAUUACGACAGCUUCGCGCUUGUGAUUAAGUGUAUUUUGGAUGAGGACCGCAGUCUAAUCCUAGAGGCCCAAUACGACAAAGCAGUCAUUCAAGCUGAGCAAAUACAGCGCAUACUCAAACACUACGAUUUCAUGAUCCAGCAUAUAGUCAAUGAGGUCUGGGCGGAACAACCCAACGCAGAGGCGAUUUUUGCUUGGGACGGCAAUUACACCUACCACCAAGUUCAAGAGGCCACUGAGAAGCUGUCUAUCCGUCUCCAAAGCCUAGGCGUCGGCCCAGAAAUUGUGGUUAGCCUUUGCUUUGACAAGUCCAAAUACGCCGUCAUAGCAAUGCUUGCCGUGUUAACAGCAGGCGGCGCGUUCACGCAGCUAAGCCCAACAUAUCCUGCUGCCCGCAGGGAAGAAAUACUAAGCGCAAUCAACGGAAAUAUUGCAUUAUGCUCGCCACAGCAUGAAUCUUUGUUCAGCUCAAGCUCUUGUUGCACUCUUGUGGUUGACGACGAACUCCUUAACUCUCUCCAUCAUCAUUGUGGCCCUAUUGCUACCAACGUUCAACCUCACAAUGCAGCGAUUGUACUUUUCACAUCGGGAAGCACAGGAAAACCCAAGGGAAUUGUCGUAGAGCACCAGAAUCUCUGUUCUAUGCAACACUAUCAAGCUGCAAAUAUGGGCAUUGACAAACUGACACGGACCUUCCAAUUUGCCGCCAAUGUAUUCGACAACUCUAACUCAGAUGUGUUUCUUACCUUGAUGCAAGGCGGGUGCUUAUGUAUUCCAUCUGAAGAAGAGCGACUCAAUAACAUUCCGGCGGCCAUUAACAAGUAUAACGCUAAUUGGUGCUGUGUGGUGCCUACGGUGGCCGAAUCCUUGGAUCCCAACGAUGUUCCUACACUUGAGCACCUCUGCUUAGGCGGAGAGAAAAUUGGCCCUGAACUGCAUUCCCGAUGGACAGGGAGAGUUAAACUUAUAAAUGUAUACGGACCAGCCGAAUGCACAAUCAAUACUAGUUCCACAUGGCUACAACCAGGCAUACUGUCGAAUAGUAUUGGCCGUGGCCAAGGUUGUCGAACUUGGGUCACUAGCAAAUAUGACUACAACCAACUUGUUCCCAUUGGUUGUGUCGGCGAGCUAUGUGUUGAAGGACCAAUCGUAACCAGAGGCUACCACGGAGAAUCUCAGCUGACUGCCAGAACCUAUGUUACUAAUCCCAGAUUUGCACAGAGUCUUGGUAUCUCCAAUUUGCGCAUGUACAGGACUGGGGAUCUAGUCAAAUACGCUCCUGAUGGGUCGUUAUUGUUCAUGGGUCGCAGUGACGACCAGAUUAAGCUCCGUGGCCAGAGGAUUGAGUGCAGCGAAGUUGAAUUCCACAUUAUUUCCAGUGGAUUCCCUGCCGACGGUGUUCUGGUUGAUCUGAUAUAUCAAUUGGGAGAUAGGGCAAAGCCAGCUCUUGCCGCAUUUAUUCAGCUUGAUGCAGCUGACAGUACAACCAACAUGUCAUCUGUUCUGAAGCAACUGUCGGCGUCUGAGAGGCAACGUUUGUUGGCAGUACAGCGACAUUUAAGAGACAAAGUGCAGCCAUUCAUGGUGCCGUCGUUCCUCAUCGGCCUUCAACAAAUGCCGUUAACCCAGACUGGCAAGAAAGAUCGAAGAACACUCCGUGAAAUUGGCGCGCAACUCACGAGAGAACAACUGCAGCAGUACUCACUGGUAGGCCCCAGUGACUCUGAUAAAACAGCACUCACAGAGGUGACAGACGCUGAGAAUGAGCUGCGAACGCUGUGGUCUGAGGUUCUAGGAGUCCCUGUGGACUCCAUUCAUGCUCAUGACCACUUCUUCCAAUUGGGAGGUGAUUCAAUUUGGGCCAUGCGACUAUCGUCUGCAGCCCGUCGUAUCGGCAGAGUGCUAUUAGUUGUCGACAUAUUCAGCCAUCCGAUUUUGCGUGACAUGGUGGAAUAUUUCAAUGUGGCUGUCGGUGGAACUCGACCAGAUCACGUACAAUCACCGCUCGCCACUAAUUCAUCUGCUAUUGCUCAAGCCAGCAAGAAAUGCAACAUCAAACAGGAGGAGAUCGAAGACAUAUAUCCCUGCACUCCUUUACAGCAGAACCUGGUAGCAGUCACAACAGACAAGCCAGGGGCUUAUAUUGAGACGAAGAUGUUCCAUCUGCCUGAUUCAGUAGACAUCGACAACUUCAAGGCAGCAUGGCAGAUAGCGGCCGACCUGUUCCCUAUUCUACGAACCAGAAUUAUCCUGGGAAUUGACGCACAACCGCUGCAAGUGGUCGUCAAGGAAGAGCUACCUUGGGAAGAAUUCGAUGUCUCGGUCGACGAUUACCUUGCAAGUGAUAAACUACAUACCGUCGAAUAUGGCCGUCCACUUACAUCGUUUGCUAUUGCAACAAAGCCGCGCAUAUUUAUAUGGACCGUCCAUCAUGCCUUGUAUGAUGGUGUCAGCGCUGCUAACCUGCUGGUUGCUGUCGAGAGGCUGUACAAGCAGAAAUCGCUGCAAUACUUGCCAAUUGCUUUUAGCCGAUUUGUAAGCUAUCUCGGUGAAGUCGAUGGUGACGCUUCAGAUACGUUCUGGCAUGAGCAACUCAGUGGCGGGUCUCCUAAGAGCUUCCCGUUGCUUCCAAGUCCAGUGUAUGAACCUCGCCCAAGUUCUAGAUAUACCUGGGCGUUCAACAUACCGAAGCGUCAUAGGUCCUCUGGUAUUCGAGAUUCAGCUAUCUUAAGAGCGGCUUGGGCCAUCAUUACGGCGCGAUAUGUUGAAUCAGAUGACAUUGUGUUUGGGGCUGCCCUCUCCGGACGCGACAGUCCCAUAGACGGAGUCGAGGGCAUAAUUGGGCCAACAGUUACCACCGUUCCUAUCCGCGUGCGCUUAAACAGUACACAAAAGGUCAUUGAUUUCUUACAUACGGUCCAAAAUCAAGCAGACAGCAUGAUUCCAUACCAGCAUGCUGGCUUGCAAGCUUUGCGGGGUCUGGGUCCGGAUGUGCAAGCCGCUUUGAGUCUUAAAAGCCUUUUUGUAGUCCAGCAUUCUUUGGAAAACCUUCAUGUCGAUUUUUUCCUCGAUGAGGUGGAGGGAUUUGGGGACUUGAUGACAGGGUAUUAUGACUAUCCCCUGGUGAUGGAGUGCAUUCUCGGCGCUACGACGGAAGGACGUGGUCAAAGUGACAUCCAGAUCACUAUGGAUGCCAGAUUUGAUGCAGUCGUCAUCCCGAAGAAGCAUAUGGUGAGACUUUGCAGACAGUUUCGCCACGUUGUUGAACAACUCGACAAUAUAGAACAACUGGACACAUUGGACGACAUACGCCUCGCAAGUCGUGACGAUGUUGACCAGGUAAGUUCCUGGAAUGCUUCGCAACCUUGGGAGUGCGUAGAAAAGACUGUUCAUGAUAUCAUUUCCGAUCAGGUUCGCCUGAAUCCCAAUGCUGUUGCCAUUACGGGUUGGGAUGGUCAGAUGUCAUACCUCGAGUUAGAUGAGCGCUCAACACGGGUUGCCAAGAUUUUGGUGUCAAAGUCCAUUGGCCCUGAAACUGUUGUCCCUCUGUGCUUUGAAAAGUCCAAAUGGGCCGUUGUCGCGGCGCUUGCUGUCCUGAAGGCCGGGGGUGUCGUCACUCAGCUGGGUGUUUCACAUCCUUUAAGUCGCAAGAAGGAAAUUCUCGAAGACACCAGAGCAAAGCUUGUAUUGGUACCGUCGACAAAUAUUGGUGACGAUUUUGCUGGCAUAGUCCCAACAAUGGUCAUCGAUAAUCAAUCAACAACCCAGCUACUUAAAUUUGAUACACCCCUUCCAGAAAUCAGGCCCAGCAACGCAGCGUACAUAUUGUUCACUUCGGGAAGCACUGGGCGGCCAAAGGGCAUUGUAGUUGAGCACCGGAAUCUUGCAUCCAGUUCGUUCGCCCACGGCAGGCAAUUCAAGAUUAACCAGAGUACAAGAGUGUUCCAAUUCGCAGCUUACACGUUCGACAUCAGCUGCGCCGAUGUAUUUACAACUCUCCAGCGCGGCGCCACAAUAUGCAUACCAUCCGAAUAUGAGCGUAUAAACGACCUGGCCGGCGCUGUUACAAAGUACCAGGCAGACUGGAUGUUUGUCACGCCCACAGUCGCCCAGUUAAUUGAUCCGGACUCGGUGCCUUCCUUGCGCACUCUCGUGUUGGGUGGCGAAGCUCCGACAACUGAGAACGUCAACACGUGGGCUAAGAGGCUGGAUCUCAUCUUCAUCUGGGGCCCUGCAGAGACUACUAUCUACGCUUCUGCCAAUCCACCCGCCACGCGGGACAGUUCUCCGAAGAGACUGGGUCAUGCCUUGGGUUGCCACAUGUGGCUCUGCGAUCCACACAAUCACGAUAAACUAGCUCCUGUUGGAUGUGUUGGCGAGAUUCUGGUUGAAGGUCCUAUCGUGUCCCGAGGAUAUUUACACGAUCAGGCCAAGACCCUUGCGGCGUAUGUGUAUCCAAUCUGGGCUGGGAAAUCACGCCGUAUGUACAAGACUGGUGAUUUGGCGCGCUAUGUUGAAGAUGGUGUUAUGCACUUUGUCGGCCGCAAAGAUGACCAGGUGAAAGUUCGCGGUCAACGUGUCGAGAUCAAAGAAAUUGAGUACCACAUGCUGGCAAACCCCAGCAUUCGUCAUGCGGUAGCCUUGGUGCCUUCAUAUGGACCUCUUGAAGCAAAGCUCAUCGCAGUCCUGGCCCUGUCAAAUAUUUCUGAGCGAGACGUCCCCGAGCAUGAACAACUGAAGCCACUACAAGGAGAGGACAAGCAGGCAGCUGGCAAUCAGGUUGCUACAAUAAGGCAGUUGCUGGAAGAACGUCUCCCUAGUUAUAUGAUCCCCACGGUCUGGAUCUGUGUUGAGACGAUGGCUCUGACUGGACAUGGCAAGACGGAUAGGAUGGCAGUUGCGAAGUGGGUUGAAAAUAUCGACCAUGAGGCUUAUGAAGACCUGCUACUAGACUCCAGCGAAUAUGAUACGCAAGUAGAGUCUGCGGUAGCUGCGUCAAGUCAGUCAACAGUUAUUCGAACUCUAGCCAGCCAAGUCCUCGGCAUUCCAGCCGUUCCCAUGAAUCGCUCUUUCUUUGGACUUGGUGGCGAUUCCAUUACAGCCAUGCAGCUCCGAAUCAAGGCAAGAGCAGCCGGUAUCGACUUGAGCGUUAGAGAUAUCUUGAAGGCAAAAAGCCUGUUUGGCAUGGCCGAGGCUGCAACACCUAUCAUCUUCGGCUCUCCAUUCCCGAUUACGGAGAUUGAUGCCCCUGUAGCUGAAGUAUUGGAUACACCAUUCCGGCUGUCCCCUAUUCAAAAACUGUUCUUUGAUACUGCUGGCCCACCUCCGGGUUCUUCUACAUCGCACUUCAAUCAAACCCUACUGCUCAAAGUCAACCGAAAGAUGGAGGUCCUGAGAAUCCACCAAGCCAUUCACGCCAUUGUCAGCCGUCACUCAAUGCUCCGUGCGAGAUUCUCCCGCGGGAAUCAAGGUGAGUGGACGCAGAGUCUGACUGACAAGGUGGAGGAAUCGUUCACUUUUCAAGCUGAGAGGAUAAAGGACCGGAGCAAACUGUACAAGAUUCUGGCAGAGCGAAACUCUUCUUUUGAUAUAAGCCAAGGUCCUAUAUUCGCCGCCCACCUGUUUGACAUCAAUAAUGAGAGUCAGGGACAGCUUCUCCUUCUCUCAGCCCAUCAUCUUGUAAUUGACGUCGUUUCCUGGCUGGUAAUUCUUGGUGACAUGGAAGAAUUCCUGACCAGCUCCAAGCCCGGCCUACUGUCUUUCGAGAAACCUCUCUCCUUCCAAACCUGGCUACGUUCACAACAAGAGCAGCAGGAAGAAAAUUUGGUGCAGGCUAACGGGCUCAAUCCCUCCCUGAAUGGUAUGCAAGCACUUGAUCUCACCUAUUGGGGCAUAACCGACAAGGUCAAUAAGUACGGUAGCGAAGUAGAACUAUCCUUCUCACUGGACGAGGAAGAAACUGCAAGGCUGUUACGUGGAUAUGCGAAUAUGACACCACCUGCUACGAUCGAGUCCGUCGAUAUUAUGGUAGCAACUCUGUUGCAAGCAUUUCCGGCUGUGUUCAUCGACCACCCAAUACUCCCUACCGUGUUCUCGGAAGGCCAUGGCCGCGAGUCUGCAGAUAAGGAUGUCGACCCUUCGGGAACAGUUGGCUGGUUCACUACUCUGAUACCUCUGCACGUAGUGUCGGUCGAAGAUAAUAUUGUGAACACGAUACGGGAGGUGCAGAAGGCCCGGUUACAGACGAAGCUCCUGGGACCACGUUUCAGUGUUGGUAGAGAUUACUUCGGCACACGCUCAACCCGGAUAGAGAUUCUUUUCAACUUCCUUGGCAGCUUCCAACAACUCGAGUCAAAAAAUGGUCUCUUUUCAGAUGCUCCACUGUUAGAGAAUGAGAUCAUCAUUGACAACGGCCCUGAGCUGAACCGCCUUGCCCUAUUCGAUAUUUCCGCCAUUGUCACGGGUGGGAGACUAAAGAUGACAUUUAAGUACAAUGAGAGGAUGCAACACCUGAAUAGAAUUCAUGAAUGGAUUACGACGACUCACUCCUUACUAAAGGUCGCGGUUGAAAGUUUAAGCAACUUGGACACAUCUGAAUUCGAAACCUAUUUCGCUAAGCCUGGCAGCGAAACAAAGAAGGAUGCGUUAUCUUUACAGAAACAGAUGCUUGAUAAUUUGGGAGUUGAUAUGGAAAAUGUGCAAGAGAUUCUACCAUGCGUGCCUCUGCAGCAACACAUGGUAUCAAAAAUGGCUCAGCAGGGUGGGCUGGGAAUUUACGAGAUCGAGCUCGCCUUCCACAUCACAGGAGACAAUGUCAAUACAGCGAAGCUCGAAUCAGCGUGGCAGCAGGUAAUCGACAGACACUCAAUACUGCGCACGAUUAUUGUACCCAGUGAUGUACGAGCAGGCUUCCAUGAACAGGUGGUACUCGCACAUUAUCCAGCUAAUGUGCCCGUUAUUACUUGUGUCGACAAGCAUGACGUGGUCGCGCAAGCGCAAGCUUACAGAUCUGUCGACUACCAAAAUUUCAAUCGUCCGCACCAUCAGCUUACUAUCUUCGAAACUAAUGAUGGGGCUCACAAAGCAUGCAAAUUGGAGAUAAGCCACGCUCUGAAUGACGGCGUCUCGACAGCUCUCAUGCUUCGUGAUCUGCAACAAGCUUACCAAAAACAGCUCAACAAAGGCCCAGGACCCGCAUUCAGUAGCUUUGUGUCUUGGCAAAGCGAGGAAAUAACAGCCAAGUCCUCUGACUACUGGAAGAAGUUUGCGCGGGGGACGCAGGCGGCGCCAAUACCAGCCAAAAGAGCAGCUGCGACAACACACAAAGUGUUUGCCAUAGAUGUAUGCGUCAGCACUGCGAAAAGGAUUCUAAAUACUUGCCUCGGACAUGGUGUCACCAUGGCUACCUUCUUUCAGGUUGUCUGGGCCCUUGUGUUGUCUGCCCAUACAGGACGGGACGAUAUACUGUUUGGUUAUAUGACGGCAAAUCGCGACGUCCCCCUCGAGGGCGUAGGCGAUAUAGUCGGUCCCCUUGUGAAUAUGAUACUCUGCCGAAUUGACAGAAGCAAAGGCAGUCUCGGUGACUUAUUAUCAAGAGCACAAGAUGAUUUUUUGGAAUCGCUUACACACCAGCAUGGUCUAAUUGGAUCAGUUCUACCCGUAUGGAACUCGGUUAUGAGCCUUCAAUAUCUUGAUUCGCGAGUGGCACGAAUGGGCAAUGAUGACAGUUUUAGGGAUGGCGGGAUUCAGUUCGAGCAAUUCUGGGGACAUGAUCCUAAUGAGUGGGAUAUCACUCUCGGCGUUCAGGUAAAAUCUGGAUCGAGUGGUAAUGAUGUAAUCCACGCCUUUGUUGGAUAUUGGUCCGACAGUAUAAGCGAGGAAGAAGCCCAGAAGAUAAGACGGAGCUUUGGGGAAGCAGUGGAGGACUUGAUAACUGGGACCUAG
Metarhizium acridum CQMa 102 is the source of this 16077-nucleotide messenger RNA. The record is from RefSeq and is a predicted model, not a curated record. Lineage: Eukaryota; Fungi; Ascomycota; Sordariomycetes; Hypocreales; Clavicipitaceae.